AUGAUAGGAAGAUUCAAAAGUCCAAGGUGUUUUAAAAAUUUCAACAUUGGAAAAUAUGUUACCUACAUCCAUUCCAAUAAGGCAUUGAUGAACCGUGAAAUUUUUAACAAGUGGCUCAGUGAUUUUGAUUGUGAACUUGCGAAGAAAAAAAGAAAAAUUCUACUUGCAAUAGAUCAAUGUCCAUCUCAUCAAAUUAUUGUCACGUUAAAUUCAAUUGAAAUUCUUUUUUUGCCUCCUAGAACUUCCUCGCUCUUGCAACCAAUGGAUCAAGGAAUUAUAAAAUGCUUUAAAGCCGAAUUUACCAAUUUGAAAAUAAAUGAUAUAAUCGAAAAGGUUGAGGCAGGGGAAAAUUGUCAGAAUGCAAUUAAUGCAAUCACCCUUAAAACUGCUGCGACAUUAACAUUUUUCGCUUGGAAUAAAGUUACUCCUACAACCAUCAAAAAUUGUUUCCGUCAUGCACAGUGGAUAAAAUGUGAAACAAUCACAAUCAACAGUGAAUCUAAGAACUACGAAAAUAAUUAUGAAGAAAUAAUUAAGAAAUUUCAAAUUGACGAUCCAAUAUCUUAUAGUGAAUUUGUUGAUUAUGGAUAUACUGAAAAUGAAUUCAAUCAGUUAGUGAUUUUAUUUAAUAAUUAUAUUUAG
Messenger RNA from Octopus sinensis (East Asian common octopus), 642 nucleotides. Its product is annotated as tigger transposable element-derived protein 6-like. Gene Ontology annotation, molecular function: DNA binding. The transcript has a single exon. Gene Ontology annotation, cellular component: nucleus. The coding region runs from base 1 to 642 and encodes 213 amino acids. The record is from RefSeq and is a predicted model, not a curated record. Lineage: Eukaryota; Metazoa; Mollusca; Cephalopoda; Octopoda; Octopodidae.